AUGCUGCGGACACGCGCACGACACGCAGCGUGCACCUGCUCACGGCUGAGCACGUCGGCACCGCGCCUCGCCCGCCGCACGCUCUCCUCGUCCUCGACUCCGUCCCCACAACCUCGCUCGUCUCAGCCCGCUUUCCUCCUGCGUGACUUGCGACAACUGCUGGGACGGUACCCUCUUCUGGACGAGGCAUGGAACAGCAGGCUUGAACGGGCGGUCGCGGACCUCGAGCGGGCGAGAAAGGCUCGCAUUGCAGUCGUUGGCGACCAGCAGAGUGGCGCGGCGGAACUCGUCUCGGCGCUCCUCGACGACCCGCUCGCGAGCAACGCGGAUGUCACGGUUGCGCUCGAGGCGCGGCGGCUAGGAAAGGAUGCGCCAGAAGCGUUGGUCAUCUCAUACGGCGAGGACGGCAGCGCGACUUCGAGCGAGGUCAAGGUGCCUUCGGCAUGGCUGCGGGAGAUUCAGGCAGAGGUCGUGGAAGUGCAGCAUGGAGACGUCCCGCCGCUCGAAUCCUCCUUCUCAUCCCUGCACCUCUCCGACAUCGUCGUCCUCGUCCUCUCCGAUUCGUCGCUACUCUCGUCCGUACCCGCCCAGACCGUCCUCUACAACCUGCACCAAAAGCCGAACCUGCUCGUUGCGCUCAACUGCCCCGACGCGACUCCUUCCGCCUCUGCAUCUCCCCUCCGCACCCUCGAACACCAGCUCAAGACGCUCUUCCCAGCCGACGAGGAACCUCGAACGUUUGUCAUCUCGACGAAGCAGGCGCUAGCGGGUCUCGAGGCGCUGCAACCCUCUGAACCUGAUCAGCCGCCUUCGUACGAUGACUUCCAGCACAACUACCUCGCCUCGCAGAUUCCCCACAUCCACCAACUCCUCACGACCGCCAUCACCUCCUCCACCUCAUCCUCCGUCCCGACACCCCUGCAGACACAGACGGCCGCCUACGUGCUCUCCGCCGCCCUGCACCGCGCAGCCUUUGCAGGCGCUCAAAUCGCCGACUCGCUCACCUCCGCCUCUUCGUCACUCUCCGCGCUCUCGCAACAGACCGACGAGCAAUGCGCGUCCCUCCGCACCUUGCUCGGCGUCGAACCUGCAACUGGCCUGAUGCGCGUCCCCAAGGACGAGCUUGCGGGCGCCGCAAAGGCGCUCGACGAGCUGUUCCUCACCCGUCUCGCGUGGUACAAGCUGCCCUACCGGGUGGACGACCUCGCAGCCGAGAUCGCGCUCGUCGUCGAACGGACGUACCUGCCUAAAUUCGAGGACUCGCUUGUCUUCGCUUCCGGCAAGGCACUGUCGCUCGCGUCCGUUCUUGGCGACAAGACCGACAAGGUCCUCUCUUCGCCGCUCUUCUCUCUCUCUCCGACAUCCGAAGCCCUCUCUCCCAGCGCAAAACUCGCCUCGCUCUAUUCUCCCACCCUCCUGAACGCAAUCGACCAAGCCGCGCGCGACGCCUCGACCGCCCUCUCUUCCACUCCAACAUCCCUCUCCUCCGCCGUCACCCACCGGCGCAACCAGAUCACCUCGCCCGGCGGACCCGUCGAAGCGCUCCAACGGCGUGCACAGAAAUCGAUCAUCCGUUCAUCAACUCUCGCACUCUCUUCCACCGGUCUCGCCAUCGCAUCCGAACUGUCGACCUUCGCCGAGCUCGGCACGAACUUUGGCGCUGGCUUGCUCGGCGUGACGAUCUCGUGUUGGUGGCUGCAGCGCGGAUGGGAGAAAGCCAAGAAGCGGUUCAAGAAGGACGUGUUUGAGCGCAUCACGGGUGGGUUGGAGGAGGAUUUGGGCGUCAGGGCGGCGAGGUUGACGGAACGGGCGGCGUUCAAGGCUAGGACGACCGUGGCGAUGGCGGGCGAGGUGGUGAUGCGGAAGCAGGGAGAGUGGGAGAAAGUCAGGAGGCAGUUGGCGGAAAUCGAGCGGCGGAGGAAGGAGAUGGAGGGCACGCAGGAUGCGCCGGAGCGGACGCAAGGGAAGAAGGCUGCGCGGGCUUGA
Molecule: messenger RNA, 1986 nt
Organism: Rhodotorula toruloides NP11
Lineage: Eukaryota; Fungi; Basidiomycota; Microbotryomycetes; Sporidiobolales; Sporidiobolaceae
Exons: 4
Coding region: 1-1986 (661 amino acids)
Source: RefSeq, a predicted model, not a curated record